Dermacentor albipictus is the source of this 3776-nucleotide messenger RNA. The record is from RefSeq and is a predicted model, not a curated record. NCBI's taxonomy places the organism in Eukaryota, Metazoa, Arthropoda, Arachnida, Ixodida, Ixodidae.
GCAAGUAUGAUGGUUGGCGGAAGUCGGUGUGCCGUCGUCAACACUGGCGUUGUGCUCCGGCCAAUGCUCCGGCUCGUCCGUUUUCCGUCUGUCCCGUUUGAGGAUCUGCGGACCGUCCGGAGAAACGCCAGAACAACUGACGAAGGUUCCAAGGAAAAGCAUAAACCCCAAAAGCACUCGGAUUCUGAGCUAGAAGAUGACGCAUCGGUUACUGAACCAAGCACAACAGCAAGAAUUACGUUCUUGGUUGUUUUCGUCGCCCUGGCCAUAAUGGUUGGGGCUAUCUUUUUGGCACUGCAGAGUUCCUCAUCUUUAAAUACAUUUUAUACUGAAGCUGAACUUGAAGCAAAUGAGGACUUCAUAGUUGCCCAAGAAGAAAUGGAAGUUGAAAGCCAGCAUUAUGCUACUGAUGUGGAGGGAUCUAGUGAAUUAGAGCCAAGUGUCCAAAGUAAAGACCAAAGCAUCAACUUGGGAACCUUCAGCAUAGAUCCCACAGAGCCGCUGCAGGCUCCUGAGAAUGCAGUGCUUGGCAGUAGCCAGACAAGCACACCAACACAGCACUUUGAAUCUGUCCCGACCACAGACCCCACUGAAGUGCCUGUUGGCCGCACGUCAGAAACAGUGUCAUCAACACUUACGGAAACAGAUCUGCUAAGCUCUACUGAAAUACUGCAGCCUUCAGAGGCUUCAGAGAUUAAGCAGGAUGAAAGUGACCGGGCGUUGUCCUUAGAGGCAACAAAAGUGUCAGAGGCUUCUUCACCUCCAGCAUCAGAGAUGGCCACAUCUACAUUGGAAACAAUGGCUUUGAAUGCAGAUCCACUUGAAGAACAGGCUGCUAUCACAAAUGAGUACGAUGCAAGGAUUCAGAAGGAUCUCCAAGAAUCUGAAGAGCUAGUUGAGCAGUCCCCUGAAAAGGCUCUUGAGAAGUUUAAGCGGCUCCUCCAAACUCACCCACAAAGUCCCAGAGCCAACUAUGGCAAAGCGCUGGCCUUGGAGAAGGUUGCUGAACUGAGGAAGAGCAAUUCGAUCCUGGAACAGAGCAUCCAGGCUUAUUUGGAGGUGAUGAAGUUGCCGAAGGUUCCCAGUGAGUUGUACCUCCGAGCAGGAAACAAAGCUGUGGAUCGCAUGCGCUUCCGAGGAAUUUUUACCAAAGCUAUAAAACUGCAGGCAGAAAUGAGCAGCAAGUUCCCAGAGAAUAUUGGAAUCAAGAAUCAAAUGGCAGUUUCUUACCUCAUGAUUGGGCAAGGAAAGGUUGCUGCCGGGCUGCUUGAACAGGUUUUGAAACAAGACCCAAACAAUGGGUUUGCCAAGGUGCACUAUGGUUUCAUAUUGAAGACUGAAAGAAAUGACUUGGAUAGUGGCAUCAAGUAUAUGAGCGAAGGCAUUGCAACCAAGGAGCCAGGGGUCAUAGAUGGCCGGUUUUACUUGCACUUAGGAGAUGCCCUCCAGAGGACCGGACAGAAUGAUGAGGCUCUGAAAGUCUACAAAGAAGGAGUCAAAGAGGGACUCUUUGCAUCUGUUUACCAGCGCUCUCUGUACAGCGUUGAUGGGCUGAAAGCUCAGCCAUGGUGGGACCCAAAGGAAACGCCAUAUGCAUCAAGCCUAAAGGAGCUGGAAAAGCACUGGAUUGACAUAAAAAAUGAAGCACUUUCUCUAAUGACUGACAGAGGUUUUAAACCAGAAGCUGAGAACCUGAGGGACUCUGGAGAUUGGAAGCAGUUUGAAAUUUUUGCAAGAGGUAAAAAAAUUGAGAGGAACUGCAGAUUGGCUCCUAAAACAUGUGCACUCAUAGGCCAGAUACCAGACGCUGCUGGCUGCAAGAGAGGACAGGCAAAAUUUUCAGUCAUGCACCCAGGCACCCACGUUUGGGCACAUGUGGGGCCAACAAACUGCAGGCUUCGCUCACACCUUGGACUUGUUGUACCACCGAAAGUUCGCAUCCGAGUUGCCAAUGAGACAAGGUGUCCUUCCGUGGUUCCUGCUUCUUGGUCUCCACAACUACGAUCGCCUUUCUUCCACUAUACGUGAAGCCGAUGCCAAGCCCUCCAUUGCAACCAUCACCAUCACCAGCACACACUGACGAGGUAAGUGAGAUGCCGUGAUGACAUUUUAAAGCUUCUGCCUUCUGCACCGCCCGCUGCGUUCGGUCACUUUGAUGCCAAUGGCAUGUGCGUUUGGAUCCAUGCUGUAGGCCAUGUGAUUGUGUGUUAUUUGAAGUGCUUCGUUAGGUGUGCCUCGUGUGUGCCUUUGUGGUCUACAGUGAUAAAUGGCCUCGUCAGCCUCCAGGCUAAAGUGUCUGACUUUGGAGCAGUAAGUUUUGCUGAUAAAAAACAUGGAAAAAGGCAGCCAGCAGAAAACUGACAUCGCGAAAGAAUUCUGCAUACCGCCAGCUACUUUAUCAACCGUACUGAAAAACAAGGAAACUGUGCUGGAUGGCUUUGAAAAGAGUUUCUCGGCAAAGAGAAAGAGGAAUCGCAAUUCGAAAUACCCCGAAAUGGAAGGUGCACUUCUAUAGGCUGAAGAACGCCAGGAAUGCAAAUCUCCCCAUACAUGGACCUGCACUUAUUGCAAAAGCCGAAGCUCUCACCCUCCAAAUGGGCCAUACCGAUUUCAAGUGCAGCAAUGGCUGGCUUGAGCAGUUCAAGAAACGACAUGGCAUGACCUCAAAGUAGAUCGUUGGCAGAAGUGCAGCCGUGAACCUUGACAAAGACAAGGUUCACAGAAGACAAAGACAUCUACAACGUAGAUGAGGCUACAUUUUUCUACGAGAUGGUACCGAAUUGAAUGUUCACUGCUGCUGACGGAUCCUCAUCCGGAGGAAAACAGAGCAAGGAGCACGUCAGCGGUGCUGUUUGGUGCCAAUGCAACAGGCGAGGACAAUCUUCCCUUGUUGAUACUGGGGAAGGUGGAGAAGCCGCAGUAUUUCCUAAAUGCAACUAUUCUCAAGCAAUGCAUUUACAGGAGUAACAAGCGAGCAUAGAUGACUGCUGCUAUUUUUGAAGACUACGUGCACUUUCUGGAUUGACGGUUCAACGUAAAUUAUCGCCAAGCGCUUUUCAUAAUUGACAAUUGUUUGAGCCAUGGGAAGGUCGACAACCUCAAGGCAGUCUCUGUAGAAUUUUUGCCUGCAAACACAAUCGCGGUACUGUAACCGAUGGAUCAGCGCAUCAAUGAGACCACCCGAAAGCUAUACCGUGAGGCUCUUUUGCCGCGCAUGCUCACAGCAUAUGACGCCCGCAAGAGGUACAACAUUUAUUUUCUUGUUGCGAUCCAUUUGUUGAACUUUUUAUGGAAUCAACUUGCACCUUCGAAGGUCGCCAACUGCUUUGCGUGCGCCAGCUUUUUCCACGUCGUCGUCAGCGACCCCUACGAUGACUACCCUGACGAUGACUGGACUUGCAGCAAUCUGUAUGAGGCUGUUAAUAAAAUCACUGGCCAAGAGGUAGAAGGAGACUUCGAGACAUUCGUGUUGGCUGAUGCUGCUGCUCCCAUGGUCGCCCCAGCGAUGAAUGUGGAGAUACUAAUUGACACUGUUGGUGGCCCCGACGUGGACAAAGAGAUGGUGGACAAAGAGCUACGUCAAGUGCCAACUAUGGUGCAAACAGUGGAGUACCUACGCCUUCUGUGAAAUAAAGUUGAAUGCAUGGGCUGUGACCACGGCUCCAUGCAAUGCUUGGUAAAAUUAAAGCACGGGCUGCUCGCACCCGGUAAGAACUUGAAACAGCCAAUGCUCACUGCCUUUUUUGCACCUGAAUAAAGUUUUGCUUCACUGAAUA